UCCUGACUGGUAAACGGCUGUGAGCGGGGAGGGGCUUGUGUCCGGACUACAGCUCCCGGCAGGCACCGCGUCCCCGGCAGAGCAGCGAGCGGCUCCAUUGAGCUGGGAGGAAGUCGGGGUGUCAGCUCAUGGCAAUAAGAAUGGCGCCAAAAGUAACAACCGAACUCUUGCGCCAGCUGCGCCAGACGAUGAAGAUCUCCCGGAGCGUCUCCGAGCCCAUCCAGGCCUACAUCGUGCCCUCCGGGGACGCCCAUCAGAGCGAGUACAUCGCCCCCUGUGACUGCAGACGGGAAUUUAUCUCCGGGUUCGAUGGGUCGGCAGGCACAGCUAUAGUUACAGAACAGAAUGCGGCCAUGUGGACAGACGGGCGUUACUUCCUGCAAGCGGCUCAGCAGAUGGACAGCAACUGGACCCUGAUGAAGAUGGGCCUGAAGGACACCCCGACACAGGAGGACUGGCUGAUCAGCUUGCUCCCCGAGGGUUCCCGGGUUGGGGUCGAUCCAUUUAUCAUCCAAACAGAUCAGUGGAAGAGCAUGUCCCUGGCCCUGAAGAAUGCCGGUCACCUCCUGGUUCCUGUCCAAGAAAACCUUAUAGAUGCCAUAUGGACAGACCGCCCUGAAAGACCCUGCCAGCCGCUCAUAACGCUGGGGCUCAACUACACAGGAAUGUCCUGGCAGGAUAAGGUUUUGGCGCUCCGGAGUAAGAUGGCGGAGAGGAAGGCCUCGUAUAUCGUCCUGACUGCGUUGGACGAGGUUGCAUGGCUCUUCAAUCUCCGAGGUUCAGAUGUGGAAUAUAAUCCGGUCUUCUUCACUUACGCCAUAGUAGGGAUGGAGACAAUCAGGUUAUUCAUUAAUGGUGAGCGCCAAUCGGAUCCGUCCGUCAGACAUCACCUCCUCCUGGACGCCUCUCCCGCCGCUGAGUUCAGAAUUCAGCUGGAGCCUUAUGAAUCUGUACUGAGCGCACUGCAGAAUAUAUGUGCUGCGCUGCCCCCGAAGGAGAAAGUGUGGAUCAGCGACAAGGCCAGCUAUGCGCUGUCAGAGACCAUUCCCAAGACUCAGCGAUACCUGUCUCCGUACACACCUGUAUGUCUCUCCAAAGCUGUGAAGAACGCCACGGAGGUAGAGGGCAUGCGGAGGGCACAUGUGAAGGACGCCGUUGCUCUUUGUGAGUUUUUCAACUGGUUGGAAAAAGAGAUACAUAAGGACACAGUCACGGAAAUCACGGCUUCGGAUAAAGCAGAGGAGUUCCGCAGCCAGCAAGAAGAUUUUGUUUCCUUGAGUUUUGCCACGAUAUCGAGCUCCGGACCCAACGCCGCCAUCAUUCACUACAAGCCGGUGCCUGAAACGAAUAGAAAGUUGAGCGUCAAUGAGAUUUUCCUCUUGGAUUCUGGAGCUCAGUACAAGGAUGGAACGACUGACGUCACCAGGACCGCACACUUUGGAACGCCGACAGAAUACGAGAAGGAGUGCUUUACAUAUGUAUUAAAAGGACAUAUAGCCGUCAGCUCGGCCAUCUUUCCCAACGGGAUUAAAGGUCAUCUCUUGGACUCAUUCGCCCGCGCUGCAUUGUGGGAAUCGGGCCUGGACUAUCUGCACGGAACCGGACACGGGGUGGGCUCCUUCCUGAACGUCCACGAGGGUCCCUGCGGCAUCAGCUACAAAACAUUUGCCGACGAGCCUUUGGAAGCCGGGAUGAUCCUGUCUGAUGAGCCGGGCUACUAUGAAGACGGAUCAUUUGGCAUCAGAAUCGAGAAUUUGGUUAUUGUGGUUCCUGCCACCACCAAGUACAACUUCCGAGAACGAGGAAGCCUGACCUUUGAGCCAAUCACACUGGUGCCUAUCCAGACCAAGAUGAUCAACGUCAACUUACUGACUCAAAAAGAGGUCGACUGGGUGAACGACUAUCACAGAAAUUGCAGAGAUGUUGUUGGAGCCGAACUGGAGAAACAAGGACGCCAUGACGCCCUCCAGUGGCUGAUAAAAGAAACGCAGCCUAUUUGCAAAUCUCAUUAAUAAUUUUUAUACAUGCUCUUAUGUUUUUUAACCCAUUUGUUGACAGUUUGGGGGUUUGAUCUGAGCCAGGUAAUGGACGCAUCUUUAUUGCAGUUUCAUAGAUAACAUUGAAUUGUCUUUCCAAGCUCAGGGGAGCAGAUGGAGCAUUCACUUUUUAAGGUUUGCGCUGCAAAGAACUAGCGAUUAUACAAUGUAAUAUUAUAGCAUAGAUGAUUAAAGAAAACUUAAUUAAUUACAUGUUUUCAUUUAUCUCUUCAUGGCCUACUGAUCCUGAGUAAUACCCUGUAUUAUACUCCAGAGCUGUACUCACUAUUCUGCUGGUGACGUCACUGUGUACAUACAUUACAU
Molecule: messenger RNA, 2360 nt
Organism: Hyla sarda
Lineage: Eukaryota; Metazoa; Chordata; Amphibia; Anura; Hylidae
Gene: XPNPEP1
Product: X-prolyl aminopeptidase 1
Exons: 20
Coding region: 129-2012 (627 amino acids)
Molecular function (GO): metalloaminopeptidase activity
Source: RefSeq, a predicted model, not a curated record